Molecule: messenger RNA, 2693 nt
Organism: Chelmon rostratus (copperband butterflyfish)
Lineage: Eukaryota; Metazoa; Chordata; Actinopteri; Chaetodontiformes; Chaetodontidae
Product: LHFPL tetraspan subfamily member 2a protein-like
Exons: 3
Coding region: 529-1197 (222 amino acids)
Cellular component (GO): membrane
Source: RefSeq, a predicted model, not a curated record
UGGCUUUUAGCGAGCGAGGAGGAAAGAGAGUAAACGUCCUGAAGAAAGGAGCGUCGGUGAAUGAGCGUGUGGAAAGCUGGGUCGUCCCGGGAGGAGGGGGAGAAGAAGAAGAAGAAGAAGGAGCAGCGGCGGUGAAACAGACACAAAAAGGACAGCUUCUGCACUGCAACACCUCCACACUUUGACUUCCUGUGUGCUUUUCAAGGCGGUGCCAUGGCUGAGGGGAGCUGCUUCGGUGCGUUGUAGCUGUUUGGGAUGACCAGAGCCGGACUUUGCCUCAGACGAGAAGCAGGGAAAGCGAAGAAGAAAGAAUCGUGAGGGGAGGGAAAACAUCUGCUCGGAGAGGAUAAGAUCAGCAGCCCAUCUGGAUCUGAACAGAGAACCUACUGGACCUUUCUCUUUUUAAGGAAAGGAAUUCACACUCGGCAAUAACAGCUUUCUGUCACCUGGAGGAGCUUUAAAGGGCUUCACACAUUUUUAUUUUACUUUCUAUCAUCGGUUGCUGCCAUCUCAGAAACACUUAACGCCAUGUGCCAUGUUAUUGUAACAUGCCGCUCCAUGCUCUGGACAUUGCUCAGCAUUGUAGUGGCCUUCACCGAGCUCAUUGCCUUCAUGAGCCCUGAUUGGCUGCUGGGAUUCCCUCGGUCGCAUUCCAGCACGAGCGGGGCGGGAGUGGAUUCCGGGGAGUACCGGCCGUCUCUCGGCCUCUACAGCCGCUGCCUCCGCAUCGGGACCCGGGGGGUGGGGGUGAGCUGCGGGCCCUACGCUGGGACAUUUGGAGAAGUGGCCAGUGGCUUCUGGCAGGCUGCCAUGUUGUUUCUGGCUGCAGGGACGUUAGUGUUAGGAGGAGUGGCCUGCAUCUCCAUCUUCAGCCUGUGCUUCCAGAGCAUCCUGAAGAAGAGCUUAUUCAACAUCUGUGGACUGCUUCAGGCUAUCGCAGGCCUGUUGCUGAUGGUGGGCCUCAUGCUGUACCCUGCCGGUUGGGGUUCAGAGAAGGUGAUCAGCUACUGCGGCCCCGAGGCCUCGCCCUUCAGGCCGGCCCUGUGUUCGCUCGGCUGGGCCUUCUACGCAGCAAUAGGAGGGACGCUGGCAAGCUUCCUGUGUGCUGUUCUGUCCGCGCAGGCCGAGAUCGCCACCUCCAGCGAUAAGGUUCAGGAGGAGAUUGAGGAGGGGAAGAGUCUGAUCUGCCUGCUCUGAGCCCUCGGAAACCUUGGGAAAUACAUGGACACAUGCACAAGUCAGUGGAGGAGGGGACAGAUGAGUGCUUUUCUUCUCCAUAGCCUGCAUAAAAUCAGCUGAUUGUUGAAAAGUUAGAAGCCUUAGUGACAGUUUUUUUAAUUGUUAGACAUAGUGUUAUCUUCUGAAACAUGCUGAUGAAGGAAAAAAUGUAUUAUUCCUUUCUACAGCUUCAGAUUAAAGUGCCACAGAAAGGCUGUGGUACAGCAGCAGGCUAAGGAACAUUACCUGUACAUUUAUCUACUUUUUGACCAAGAUACUGUUUAUUUUUGUAAUAAUUCUUGCCUUAAACCACUGUAUUGAAAUAGCAGGAGAUUAGUUUAAAAAAAAAAGGUAGUGGAUAUGUUGUUAGUGUUAUUGUGGACAGUUUAAACACUGCCAGUAAAACAGUGUGUACGGUUGUAAUGUCGGUAAAAUGUUCAUUCACACGGUUCACCUGCAAUCCUCAAAAAACCACUGAAUACUAGCAGAUGUCAGCAAAAACACCCAACAACAGCUUGCAUAUGUGCUGUGUGUGUACGUGUGUGUCUAAGUGUGUGUGUGUGUGUGUGUGAAUGACAUUAACUGUUGAGGUUUCUAAUUGUCCAUAUGCUCUGAUUGUGUGGCACAGCAGGACAGCGAGACUCUCCAGCUACUUUUAAAUGUGCUACUCAAGGGAUUGUUCACUUUAAAGGGAGUUCCUCCUGUUAAAUGGAUUGUUUGUGGGUCUGUUGCAGCUUAUUUAGUGGCAGAAAGUGUGUGCAGAAAAGGAACAGAGACUUCGCCAUAUGUUGAGGUUUCAUGAGGGCAUGUUUGCUCACAGCGAGAUAAAGCAGGAUAUCUUAUCAUGAGUUACCUUAUGGCGUGCCAUAUAGACAAGAUCCAGCUAUGUAAAUAUGUCCCAGACAAAUAGUGAGUAAAUAUUUAGAAAGGCCUUUGAUGAGGCUUUGCAGGAUUAAUGCAAAAACCUCUAAUGAGUUGUCAGUGUGCUUUAACUCAAAGCUGAUUAAGGCAGACCUCUUGGUUUGGUUGGUACAUUCCUCCUACAGAUCAUCUGAUUCUAUGUUUUGCACUUGGUCCUUGAUUCAUUUCACAUUGCUAUAUAUUUGGCUCACUUUGUUUUCAUGUUUUCCCCAUGAUGCUACAUUAGUUUGCUGUAAAUGUAACAUUGUGUGAUUGCUUUUAUUCAUUGUAGAUGAGAUGUGCAAUAAUUCAACCGCAGUGUGCUGUGAGAGUGAGUGGACUGAGAGGGUGAGACUGAAGAGUGACGUGUCAUGGAUUUGUAUAAAAAAAAACAGCAUUUCUAGUCUGUCUGUGCUUAAAUUAAUAUGUUGACUGUCCAGCUGUUUUUGUUACAUUAACAAAAGAGUAACAGCAUCUGUGGCACAUUGUUUGAUGCUGCGUGUGUGACAGGUUGACAUGUGUGAGGAGAGAUACAGUCUGUACUUUGUAUUCCAAUAAAAUAGGCCUUCUUUACA